Jatropha curcas is the source of this 1175-nucleotide messenger RNA. RefSeq names its product ARM repeat superfamily protein. Gene Ontology annotation, cellular component: cytoplasmic microtubule. Lineage: Eukaryota; Viridiplantae; Streptophyta; Magnoliopsida; Malpighiales; Euphorbiaceae. Gene Ontology annotation, biological process: microtubule cytoskeleton organization. Gene Ontology annotation, molecular function: microtubule binding. The record is from RefSeq and is a predicted model, not a curated record.
CAAAACAAUACCUCGACUAUUUGCCUUGCAGACCUACCAAUAAAUAAGUAAAUAACGCCUUUUAGCAUAUCAAAUUCUUCAAAUCAAUUCUCAGUCUGUCCGCAACCUCCCCACCCUACAGAAAAAUUUAAAAAUGGCAUUGAGACCCAUUGAUAAUGCUCUUCCAAUAACACCGGAAAGACCCAAAAAGCAAGCAAAAGCUUCCCUUCAGAUGCAAAAACAGGCCGAGUUUGUAAAUGAUGAAAAUAAGGUUCCACUGCCAGCUUCUGCAGAUGCUACUGUCGAUUAUAUAUCUUCUGAAAAUCUAAAAGCCAUACCAGACCCUGAAUCCAAGAUCCAAGGCCUAAUUGAAGGCUUAAAUUCAAAGGACUGGACAAAGGUUUGCGAAUCGCUGAAUAAUGCUAGACGAUUUGCGCUUCAUCACUCCUCUCUCUUGCUCCCAAUCUUGGAAAAGGUAUUGUUGGUGGUGGUAAAGGCCAUGAAGAACCCAAGAAGUGCUUUGUGUAAGACCUCAAUAAUGGCUUCAUCUGAUAUUUUCAAUGCUUUUGGAGAUGAAUUACUUCACUUCACUACUGAUGCAUUUGACAACUUACUGUUGCAACUACUCCUCAAAGCUUCUCAAGAUAAAAGGUUUGUGUGUGAAGAAGCAGAAAGAGCAUUAGAUGCAAUGGUGAGGUCCAUGACUCCGCUGUCUCUGCUCCAUAAGCUCCAUGGUUGUGUUAGCCAUGCCAACCUUAGAGUCAGGGCCAAAGCUGCCAUGUGCAUCUCCAAAUCUGUCUCCGAUAUGGGCUUGGAAGAAAUGAAAGCGUUUGGACUGGUUUCCCUUGUACAAAUGGCUGCUGAUUUGUUGAAUGAUAGGCUGCCUGAGGCAAGAGAAGCAGCAAGAAACCUUGUUAUUUCUAUUUUCGAAGCAUAUACGGAAAAUGAAGAACAGAAGCAGGAGACGUGGCAAAACUUUUGCCAAUUCAAUUUGCCAACCAUUCACUCUCAGUCUAUUGUGAAAAUUACUAGUUCACAGUAGAAUUAGCCUAGUUGUACAAGGCAUGGUAGAAACUGCUUGACGGACAAAGAUGAAAACGAAGUUUAGUAGUAGGUCCAUUUCAUGUAAAUUCUAUUUUUGCAUGAAUCCAGUAAUAAAAACUAGUGAUAUUCUGCGCUAAUCACAUUAGCGUAUA